Molecule: messenger RNA, 1972 nt
Organism: Macrobrachium nipponense
Lineage: Eukaryota; Metazoa; Arthropoda; Malacostraca; Decapoda; Palaemonidae
Product: KICSTOR subunit 2-like
Exons: 10
Coding region: 148-1863 (571 amino acids)
Biological process (GO): negative regulation of TORC1 signaling; cellular response to amino acid starvation; protein localization to lysosome
Cellular component (GO): KICSTOR complex
Source: RefSeq, a predicted model, not a curated record
UGUUGACCUGUCAUUGCCUUCGAAACAAACUUUGUACCUGCUCUCCUUCCAUGGGAAACAGAAUUGAUGGUUUUUCAGGGUUUAGGUACUCUUUUGCGAAGGGUUUAAUUUUUUAUUUUCAUUAUAUACACUUAGCUAAGCAAUGAAAUGGCAACAAAUACUGACGACUCAAAAAGGUCUGAAAGUAGUAUUCAAUCAGUUACUAAGAGUGAGAUCAGUGACUCCAUCAAAGCUCAAAGUAGUAUUGUGUCAGAAAAUGAUCCACAAAAAGUGAAUGGCAGAAGUGAUAGGCCAUAUGUAGAAAGAAAAAUAUCCAGGCAAGAGAUGGCUCUUCGAACAGAAGGUGACAGUGAACACUCUAGGAGAGGAUCUUCUACAAGUCAUGGCAAAGGGGACAAUAUUGAGAAGGGAGAAACAACUCUUCAUUCUAAGGCAUCAUGUUCUUCAGUUAAAGAAUCAUCUGAAUCAUUAACAGGAAAUGAAGACAUAUCACGACAAAGACUAGAAAAUGCAGCAGCAAAAGUGAAAGUCAAAGCCACUAGUGAGGAGGAGAUAGCUCUGCAAGGCAUCCUGACCCAUUUCCACAGUUUCAGCUUCGAUAAAGCCAAAGAACAAGCAGAAAAAGAACGGGAUGCCAGUCGUAGUAGUGGUUCCUCAAUGUGGCAAGCAUUUCUAGGGUGUGUGGUCCAGUUUGUACAAGCUGAAAAGCUAUACAUGAAUAUGUCUUUCCUUGUUACAAAAGGAUUUCUUAGGAAAGAGGUAUCAGUACGAGCAGCCUAUGAAAGUCUCAUUGCAGAGUUAGAAGAAUUAUGCCUUGCAAAGAAAGUUUCCUUGAAGGAUGGUGAGACCAGUGCUGAUGAUGGAAUGACAGAUCAUAUUUACUCAGGGCUUCAUGACCUAUUACGUCACUUAUGUGGCCAGUUGCUUGUUUUCACAAGAGUGCGACUUAAAAUGAUAUCUUUUUAUGAAAAAAUGACUGCCAUGUCCAUGGGUCGCCUAAUGAACUUCGAGGAGCUGUUGUCAAUUCUGAAUGAUAUUAGCACCAAUCAUGCUAGAAGUUUUCAUCAUCCUCUUCUGUCAGCUGUCAAGACUAACUUCACUUAUGAAUGUGACAUCCAAGUACAUCUCCUGAGAGGUCAAAUUGAUAUGCAGUCAUGGAGAUUUCUGCCUUCUCUGAUAUCUCUGCAUGAUGCCAAUUCUAAGCUCAACAACUGGCACUCAUUCGUACAGUCAAAAGAGACAAAAAAAUAUGGUUUUGGGUCUAGCUUCCUGAAAUCAUCCCCAUUACCAAUUUUGUAUCAGUGGCUGUGGCAAGCAAAAGCUGCUUUUGUUUCAAAAUUUUCCUUAUACUUCCAUGAAACAUUAGCAACCCAGAGUUCUGUUGCAGACAUGAAGUCAUACACAUCGCGACAGGCCUGCGAUUAUGUAUCUAAGAUUCAAACUUUUGUACGAAAGACUGAUGCCUCUAGUGUUUGUCUGGUAUUUGAGGCAGCAGGUGUAGAAGAUUACCAGGGAGCUGGUUAUCACCAUCCAGAAGAGCUUGUGCAGCCUCCAAAAGGUUUGGAAAGUUAUCCUGCCAUAUUUUCAUACCCACCUACACGACCAAGGGAUAAAUGGCCAAGCAUUGUCAUGCGUGUAUCAGACAGAAGCAACGAGCAAGAAUUGAUGGACAGAGUUAUACAUUUCUUUGAUCAGCAGAUUGGUGCAACAUACUUCCUGUGCAGGGUUGAGCCAAGAAUAACUCUGGUUGUUGUUUUCGAGUCAAGAAAAUCAGAAAAAGACAGUUACAUUAAGGACUUUGUGUAUGAUAUAACAACACAGUUACGCUGCAGUAAGGUUUUUGCAAAUCUAAAACCGAAGUAAAUGUUGUAGUGCAUGUUUCUGUAAAAAUUUUUUAUAAUGUAUGUAAACAAGAUGUGCAGUGAUUUAGCUUUAAUGAUGUAUUUUUUUCAUAAAAUUUGAGUACUGGAAA